UAUACCAUAUGAAUUUAUCUUUAUUUAAAAAGUAUUUUUUUGAUAUCGUUACCAAAAUAAACAGAGAGUGAAACGUGGAAAUACAUUUGUAAUCGGAGAUACACGCAAUGUUGCAGACAUUACAGGAUUCUAGUGACUGCUUUGUUUAUUCUGAAAAUGAUCUUUUAAAGAAUUGUCAACUGGAUAAAGAUUAUCAACUUAGUGAAUUUGACAUCCAACUGAGAAAGAGCUGGGAUGAUAAAAUGAAAAAUGGACAUUUCCGUUAUCAUUUAGACAAAGUAGAAACAAAGAUUAUACCAGGUUCAUUGAAAUAUGUAGCACAGCUAAAUGUUAAGAGAGCUACAGAAAGAAGACCUCCUCAGAAUAUAACAAUAGUGAAUCAACCAUUUGACAGUAAAGUAUUUAAUUUUACGAAAGUAAAAGAAGAUGAGAUUAUAUUUAGAUUAGAGAAAUCAGACAAUGAUGGACAACAGCAGUGUAAUGGUCAUACAGAUUCAAAGAAUGAAAAAAGAAAUAUUGUAAUGGUAAAUGUUAGUCCGUUGGAGUAUGGCCAUAUAUUGAUCUGUCCUGAUAUUGAUGCUUCUAAACCACAACUAUUAGAUGAAUAUGCUCUUAAACUAGCCAUUAACUGUCAGCUACUGAGUAAACAUAAGGGAUUUAGACUUGGCUUUAACAGUUUGUGUGCCUUUGCCUCAGUCAAUCACCAACAUGUACAUGCAUAUUACUUAGAGCAAGAAAUAUUUGCAGAAAAAUGUCCUGUCCAACAUUUAAAGGGACCAGUGUAUGAAUUAGAUGUCAUUCCAUGUAAAGGUUUUGUGUUCCAAUUGUUCGGCACUACUGUGGACCAGCUUACAAAAGAUGUUAUAAAAAUGACAGAAUAUUUACAAAGUAAUGAAGUAGCACACAAUGUGUUCAUAACAAGAGGUACAGCAUUUGGUGAUAAUAGCAAAGAAGAUACAAUCAGAAUAUAUGUGUGGCCAAGGGCAAAGUUCAUAGGAGUUAAAGAAGAAGCUGCCUUUAAUGUAGCUGUAGUAGAGCUUGCUGGACAUUUGCCAAUCAAAGUUGAGAAGUUAUAUGAAGAUCUGACAGAAGAUUUGAUAUCUGACACUGUACGUGAAGCAGCCUUACCAGAAGAGGAAUAUAAAAAUAUAAAAGAUAAUAUACUCAAAUUGUAUCUUAGUUGAUAAUAAUUGACUUUUAGAUGUGCAAAAUAGUGACACUGUAAAGUAUGUUAUAUGAUAUUUAAUAGCAGACAAGAUUUAAGUUUAAACUAACAAUUGAAAUAAAUGCAGUUCUGUUGUACUUUUUUCAUCAAAUUAUAUACAGAAUCAGUGGCGGAUCCAGAACUUUUCAUACGGGAGGGUCCGUUGACUGACCUUAAGGCCCACUCCAGGUAUGCUCCAGUGAUUUCCUAUAUAAUCAACCAAAUUUCCCCCACAAAACAGCCCACCUCCACCUGGAUCUGCCUAUUAGAAUAAGCAUAUUAUACCCAUUGUGUCAGAUUAAAGAUAUUUUUUGUAUGAGGCUUAGUAUCAGGAGCUAAUAUGAGGGUUGUCGAGAACAAAUUAAUUUUCAUCUGAUAUAAUGUAUAGACUCUUUAUAUACUGCAAUUCAACCAUUGAAAAUAAAACUGCUGACUGCAGAGGUAAAAAUUCUGCAAAAUUGAAUUUAACUUUGUUAGUUCAGUCUUCAAUGUUAAUGCAAUUUGAACUACCUAGAAGUGAACCUUCUUAUCAAUUACCAAUAAAAAUAAGUCUGUAUUAUUAUU
This is a messenger RNA of Mytilus trossulus (common blue mussel), 1768 nucleotides long. Its product is annotated as GDP-D-glucose phosphorylase 1-like. The coding region runs from base 108 to 1184 and encodes 358 amino acids. Gene Ontology annotation, molecular function: GDP-D-glucose phosphorylase activity. The transcript is spliced from 11 exons. Gene Ontology annotation, biological process: glucose metabolic process. Gene Ontology annotation, cellular component: cytoplasm. The record is from RefSeq and is a predicted model, not a curated record. NCBI's taxonomy places the organism in Eukaryota, Metazoa, Mollusca, Bivalvia, Mytilida, Mytilidae.